AUGGCUGGGACAAUCCAGUGCAAAGAUGGGCGGAUCACCGUCUUCAACAACCAAGGCGCUCUGGUGCUCGUGGACGGCGUGUCGCAGUACCUGCACCCCGCUUCGGGCACGAAGACGCCGGGGGUGCUGCCGCUGUGCCUGCGAGUCCCAGCGCCAGCCUCCAGGCAUGAGGUGGAUCUGGGUGCCUGGGCAUGCACCUCCGCGCAGCAGGCAUGGCUGGCUGCGGCGCGCUGCAAGUUGUGGUGGAUGACCCCGGAGUGGGGCAGCUUCAGUGACCCUAUCCCGACGGAGACGCAGAUGCUUUUGGUGCGUUUGGCCAUGGAGCCGGAGGAGCAAGGCACAUACGUCUUCAUUCUGCCCUUGGUGACAGAGCAUUUCCGGUCGAGCCUCUCCCCGAAAGGCAGCGCCAUCAUGUUUGCCGCAGAGACGGGUGAUGUGGAAACGCAGGCAUCUGAGGUGGAUCCGGCCUUGCUGCUGGUGGCAGGAGUUGAUCCCUUUGAGACGAUCCACCGCGGAUUCGCCGCUGCCGCAGAGUUGCCGGGCGUGAACUUCACCUUGCGUGGGCAGAAGCAAGUGCCCGCGAGCUUGCGGCUCUUUGGGUGGUGCACCUGGGACGCCUUCAUGAAUUUGGCGGAGUACCGGAGCAACGUGACGCCGGAAGGCAUCAUCCAGGGUGUGAAGGGCUUUGCCGCGGGAGGCGUUCCAGCACGGCGCAUCAUCAUUGACGACGGCUGGCAAACCACCGGGGUCGAUGCUCAGACAGAGCGUGAAGUGAUCUUGGACCGCACCACUUGUUCAGCUUGCGCAGGCUUCAAGACGGUCAGCGGAACCGAGGCAGAGAUUUUGAGCAACAAGCCGUGCACGGAGUCUCCUCAUCCCAUUCCUCGCCCAAGUGGACUGGCCCAUGUCCUCUUUGAGAGGCUCUCGGCCAUAGAGGGGGCCAGGACUGGGCGUUUGGCGUGCUACCAAGGGUUGACUCAAUGCUUGCCGAUGUAUCGCAAGACGGUUGCACAGGGCCCAGGGCAAGCGCCUGCGCUCGUCCAACCGAGCCUUCGAGCGUCCGGAGGGCAGCAUGAAGGGCCUGGUGGCGCAGCUCAAGGAGGUGCGGAGCGUCUGCUGGCACCAUUUGCUGGGGUGGUGCGGUUUGGAGCCACUCUCCGAUCAUUUUAA
Molecule: messenger RNA, 1170 nt
Organism: Effrenium voratum
Lineage: Eukaryota; Dinophyceae; Suessiales; Symbiodiniaceae
Source: the annotation of a GenBank genome assembly